CUGCUCUGAAAGUGACUGGAUGCCUCCUGUACUACUGCUCUCCUGAGACAGUUGUCUGAUAAUUAUGGCUCUCCUAAAAGCUUCCUUCCUCCAAAUGUCCAAGAGGUGCUUCCUACAAUGUGGUGCCUGCUGGAAGUCUGGAUCUAAGCUUAGUGUUCAUGCAUCACCUAAAAUACCUCCAUGUGACUUCACACCUGAAAGAUAUGAGUCCCAGCCUUACAGCCAUAUCCUGAAGAUUCGGAAACAGAAUUUUUCACCCUUCAUGGCCACUUAUUUCCAGAAGCCCUUAUUGCUUCAACAAGGAUAUAUGCAAUGGUUAUUUGACUAUGAAGGUCGAAGAUAUUUAGAUCUCUUUUCAGGGAUUGUCACCGUCGGUGUUGGUCAUUGCCACCCGAAGGUAACUGCAGCUGCACAAAAACAGCUUGGACGCCUGUGGCAUACAAGUCCUGCCUUCUUACAUCCUGCAAUACAUGAAUAUGCAGAGAAGUUGACAGCCCUUCUUCCUGAGCCACUUAAGGUAGUUUUCUUCACAAACAGUGGCUCAGAAGCCAAUGAUAUGGCUAUGUUAAUGGCACGAAGUUACUCUCAAAAUGUUGAUAUCAUUUCUUUCAGAGGAGCUUAUCAUGGAUGCAGUCCUUACACCUUGGGCUUGACUAGUGUAGGAGCAAUCAAGCCAAGAAUUGCCAGUGGAUCAAGUUGCCAAACGACAAUGUGUCCAGAUGUCUUCCGUGGCCCAUGGGGAGGAAGCCAAUGUCGUGAUUCUCUGGUGCAAACAAUUAGAAAAUGCAACUGCACUCCAGGCUGCUGCAAGGCCAAAGACCAAUAUAUUGAAGAGUUCAAAAAUACUCUGCACACUGUAGUAGCCAAAGAAAUUGCAGGCUUUUUUGCAGAGCCCAUUCAGGGUGUCAAUGGAGUGGUUCAGUACCCCAAGGGAUUUCUGAAAGAAGCCUUCCAGAUGGUGAGAGAGAGGGGAGGUGUGUGCAUUGCUGAUGAAGUGCAGACAGGAUUUGGCAGGCUGGGCACUCAUUUCUGGGGAUUCCAAAGUCAUGGAAUCCAACCUGAUAUUGUCACCAUGGCCAAGGGGAUAGCAAACGGCUUCCCCAUGUCAGCAGUUGUAACUACUCCAGAGAUCGCCGAUGCCUUUACUAAACACUUGAAUCACUUCAACACAUUUGCGGGAAACCCCUUAGCUGGUGUAAUUGGAUCUGCUGUACUUGAUGCAAUUAAAGAAGAUGGCCUACAGGAAAACAGCCAAGAAACUGGUUCUUAUAUGCUAUUGAAGUUGGCUAAGCUACGGGAUGAAUUUGAGAUAGUUGGAGAUGUCCGUGGAAAAGGCCUCAUGAUGGGAAUAGAAAUGGUACAAGAUCAGGACAGUCGCCAGCCUCUUUCUCUAAAAGAAGUAAAUCUAAUUCAUGAAGAUUGUAAAAACAUGGGGCUUAUUGUUGGUAGAGGUGGACUUUUUAAUCAGACAUUCCGAAUUGCACCCCCAAUGUGCAUCACUAAACAGGAGGUUGAUUUUGCAGUGGAAGUAUUUCAUGCUGCAUUAAGCAGACAUAUGGAAAAAAGAGCUAAAGGGACAAUUUAGAAGAAGAGGAGGAUGAGAAAGAGGAAGAAGAAGAUGAUGAUGAUGAUGAUGAUGACAACUUAUAAACUCUCAAGACUUUUCCAUUCAUGAAAAAGGAUGAACUUGAGUAGCAUUAGUCUCCAAACCACAGAUCAUACACAAAUCCGGAAAGGAUAGUUAAUCCAUUAGAGAACAGACUCAGGAUUCAAAGAGUUCUUAGUAGGCUGGAACAAUGGCUUAAACUGGAAAGGCAACAUUUAAUAGGAACAAAUAUGAACACUUUGCUUUGAACUUUGAAAUUUGCAAAAAUUCAAGACUUCAUGGGAAUAAGUACUUUCUCCAGUGAGCAAGUGGCAAAUCAUUUGUGAUUCUUGCCCAUAUUUUCCUAAAAAUUAUUCAUUGGGAGUCUAUUCCAUUACAAUAGAGUCCUUCUUCCAUUCAAUGAAGUCCUGAACUUGAGUUCAAAAAUUCACUAGCAUUUAGCACAGUGCUUGACACAUAAGUACCUGCUUAAUUAUUGUUCACCAACUGAUGAUCUGUGGAAGGAUAAAAUAAUAGUAAAGAUCUAUCUGAAUAGUAAUUGAGUUGAAAAAAGAUUUAAGAAUUUAAACUAGCAGAAAAUUUCAUAGGUAUCAACAACAUGCUCUGGCAGCCAGAAAAGCUAAUUCAAUCAUAGAUUAUAAGAAUAAAUACAUGGAGUACUGAAUCAAUUAUGCAGUGAAGCAAGGGUCCUAUAGUUCCAUGUGGACUACACCCUGCACUUCUAGUUCUGGGCAGCACAACUUAAGAGACAUGCUGAAAAACUAUGUGUACAGAGAGGUGAUCUAGAUGAUGAAGGGAUACAUACUACCCACCCUCAGCUCUCUCCCUUUGCCCAAGUUAUUCCUGCCUGAAAUGUUUUGUCCUCUACCCAAUUUAUUCAAAUUCUACCCCAAAUCUUACCUUCUCCUCCAGCCUUCUGGACAACUUUCAAGACUAGUUAUCUCCCUUUCCCCUGGGCUCUUGUAAUACCUGUAGUCUUUAAAGCUCCUUUUGGCGCUUAAAAUUUGAAGAUUGAAGAAUCUUUCAAAAUCAUAAUUUAAAAUGUAUGUGUCCCCUAAAUACAAGCGCCCCAAUAACAAAGAAAAUCAAGUUUGUUUCAGUCAGCAUAGAGCUACAAUAAGGAUAACUGCCAUUUGUAUAUUAAGGUUCACAAAUGUAAGUGCACCACUAUUUUUGUUGUCAUAAAUGCAGGAUAAAGAUAGAAAUGAAAAACAAAGGGCAUCUACACCAUGUGGCUCUUUUCAGUCUUGCUCCUAAAUUGAUUUUGCAUGGUGUCAUGAGAAAUCCCUUUAUUAACAACUAUACACGGGUUUUUAUCUUUUUUACUAUGUGGACUUUCAGUGUGAUUUUAAGAGGACCUAGUUGAGUGAUCCAGGAAUCUUUUAAAAGUUUAGAGGAAUUUUGAAAUACAACUCAGAUAAAAGUUUGAGCUGAGAUAUGCCAAGCUUCAGAAGAGGGAAAAAUCAAUCUGAAAACAGACUUUUAAAAUGUCUAAAAGCAUCUAGACGUAGCUAGUCAUGCAAUUUCAUGCAAGGUUUGCGUUACAAGAGAUGGCUAUAGUAGCUAAAGACCUGCAAAUGGUAGCAACAAUAAUAACAGAAAGAGGAAUAGAAAAGAAAGAACCACAUCAGAGUACUCCAGCUCACUAGAAAAAGUGAACCAAUGGCAUUACCAAAGGUCAUAUGCAUCCAUGAUCUUAUAUCACAAUUUUUUUAAUAUAUUUUUAUAAUUUUAUUUCAGUGUCAUUGGUUUCUUUUGCAAUCCUAUGUAUUUUAUUGCAUGCAUUUAAAACAUUAUUUGAGAAGAAAUCCAUAGGUUUCACUAGGUUACCAAAGGGUUCCAUGAUGUUAAUAUAUAUGUAUAUUUUUUUUAAGAAAUCCUGCUCUAGAACAUAUACUCUCGAACAUUUGUCACAGAAACAUGUGUGUCCCAUUGUCUAUAUUCUUUGUCACAUAUGUACUAUGAAUGUGUUCUCACUACCACUAGUAAUGUGGUAACUUAUGAAAGAGGAUACCUUUGGUCAUAUGGGAAAAGUCUUGUAACUUAUCUUUGUGCUUAAUUAAAUGCAUUCUGCUUUGAACUGUGUUCUCACUCUUUCCAUAAUGUCAAAAAUGAAAUUUUUCAUUGGCCAAGAAAUCACAUUCUUACCAGAUCCAUCUUAUUUUCUUUCUCAAAAUAAAACUAAUGAAUACCAAA
Molecule: messenger RNA, 3802 nt
Organism: Antechinus flavipes (yellow-footed antechinus)
Lineage: Eukaryota; Metazoa; Chordata; Mammalia; Dasyuromorphia; Dasyuridae
Gene: AGXT2
Product: alanine--glyoxylate aminotransferase 2
Exons: 14
Coding region: 65-1585 (506 amino acids)
Biological process (GO): glyoxylate catabolic process
Cellular component (GO): mitochondrion
Molecular function (GO): L-alanine:glyoxylate transaminase activity; pyridoxal phosphate binding
Source: RefSeq, a predicted model, not a curated record